UGUAAUCGCCCUUUUAAACAACGUUGCCCUUUUAAACACGCACUCAAGGCGCACGCGCAGCUGUCUCAGGCGCGCAGGCGUAGAAACCACGGCGGAUGUUUACGGCGGCUGAGUACGGAGCGGCAAGAGGGCCACGAACGCUCUGGAGUACCUGCUGUCGGGUCCUGCACCGGCGGGCCGUGGAGCACGAUCGCUGAGUCUGUCCUAAGUGUGAUCUUGAACAUGGGCGGUGCUGUGAGUGCUGGUGAGGAUAACGAUGAACUGAUCGAUAAUUUGAAAGAAGCACAGUAUAUCCGUACAGAACUGGUGGAACAGGCUUUCAGAGCUAUUGAUCGUGCAGAUUAUUAUCUGGAGGAAUUUAAAGAAAAUGCUUACAAAGACUUGGCGUGGAAACAUGGAAACAUUCACCUUUCAGCCCCGUGCAUCUACUCAGAGGUGAUGGAGGCCCUGGAUUUGCAGCCGGGUCUCUCGUUUCUGAACCUGGGCAGUGGCACUGGCUACCUCAGUUCCAUGGUUGGCCUCAUUUUAGGUCCUUUUGGUGUGAACCAUGGGGUGGAGCUUCAUUCUGAUGUGAUAGAGUAUGCAAAACAGAAACUGGACUUCUUCAUCAGGACAAGUGACAGCUUUGACAAGUUUGACUUCUGUGAACCCUCUUUUGUUACUGGUAAUUGCCUGGAGAUUUCUCCAGAUUGUUCUCAGUAUGAUCGAGUGUACUGUGGGGCUGGUGUGCAGAAGGAACAUGAAGAAUACAUGAAGAAUCUUCUCAAAAUUGGAGGGAUUCUUGUCAUGCCUCUGGAAGAGAAGUUGACCAAGAUAACACGCACAGGCCCUUCUGCUUGGGAAACCAAAAAGAUUUUGGCUGUUUCCUUUGCCCCUCUCAUCCAGCCCUGCCACUCAGAGUCAGGAAAGUCCAGACUUGUCCAGCUACCACCACUUGCUGUGCGCAGUCUCCAGGACUUGGCCCGGAUUGCCAUCCGGGGUACCAUUAAGAAGAUCAUUCAUCAGGAAGCUUUGAGCAAAAGUGGACAUGGACUGAAGAACACCCCCAGGUUUAAACGAAGGAGGAUCCGCCGCCGUCAAAUGGAAACAAUUGUCUUUUUGGACAAAGAAGUCUUUGCCAGUCGUAUUUCCAACCCCUCCGAUGACAACAGCUGUGAAGACUUGGAAGAGGAACGGCGGGAAGAAGAGAAGACCUCAGCAGAAACCAAGCCAGACCCUCCGGUGAACUUCCUCCGCCAGAAAGUCCUGAGCCUUCCUCUGCCAGACCCCUUGAAAUACUACUUGCUUUAUUACAGAGAAAAAUAAAUCUCCCAACUGAAAAGGGGAAGUGAGAAAGAGCCAAUUUCAAGCCUGACUGUGCUGCCUGUCUGCUACUGAGGGGUCUCCUGGGAGCAGAUGCCAUGGGGAAGGAAACUGCGAUACCCAUCCAUAUUGUAAUUUUCUUUUUCUAGUUCUUGAUUGUUCUCUAAAAUUUUGAUUCAGUAAUGUGAUUUAUUUGAACAUAAUCUGAUAAGACAUAAGAAGAGUGCUUUCCUCAAGUGGGGGAGAUCUUAUCUCCCUCUGCCGACACAUGUAUGGUGGGAUCUUAAACUCCUGCACACCAGGUGCAUGUUACACAUUACAAA
Fukomys damarensis (Damara mole-rat) is the source of this 1625-nucleotide messenger RNA. It is a transcript of the gene Pcmtd2, whose product is annotated as protein-L-isoaspartate (D-aspartate) O-methyltransferase domain containing 2. Gene Ontology annotation, molecular function: protein-L-isoaspartate (D-aspartate) O-methyltransferase activity. Gene Ontology annotation, biological process: protein modification process. Gene Ontology annotation, cellular component: cytoplasm. NCBI's taxonomy places the organism in Eukaryota, Metazoa, Chordata, Mammalia, Rodentia, Bathyergidae. Bases 223 to 1305 code for a protein of 360 amino acids. The transcript is spliced from 6 exons. The record is from RefSeq and is a predicted model, not a curated record.